Molecule: messenger RNA, 276 nt
Organism: Bipolaris oryzae ATCC 44560
Lineage: Eukaryota; Fungi; Ascomycota; Dothideomycetes; Pleosporales; Pleosporaceae
Exons: 4
Coding region: 1-276 (91 amino acids)
Source: RefSeq, a predicted model, not a curated record
AUGGCUGAGCAGAAUGAACAGCAGCAGAAAGGCUUCUUUGGAACGGCAGCGAGUGGACUGGGAAACACGCUCGGCACCGCAACCAAUACCGUCGGAAAGGGCGUCCAGGGCAUAACGGAUACAACUGGGAAUGUAGUUGCGGCUGGUGGGAAGGGGUUGGGGGAUGCGGUGACGGGGGUUACGACGGGAGUUGGGGAGACGACUAAAGCGGCGGGGAAGUUUGUUGGGGAUACGACGGGAGCUGGGGCGAGGAGUGUGCAAGGUGAGAAGAAGUAA